AUGGAUGUUUGCAGAUUAGAUGUCAGUGGUCUGAGUACCACUUGCCCUAGAAGAUGCAGCUGUGACUCUGCCCAGUCAGUGCAAUGCUACAGAACCACAGAGAUCCCCAGAGAGAUUCCUUCCGCUACCAAGAGACUCUACGUCAGCCACGGCAAAAUUAAACAACUUCAGAUUACUGACUUCAAAAGAAUGUCAGCCCUUGAAGAGCUGGUCCUGUCGUGCAGUGGAACAGAAUCAAUAGAAAACAAUACUUUCCAAACUCUGAGCACCCUGAAGUCCCUGGAACUCUACAAAAAUCAGCUGAAGCAUAUACCCACGUUACUCCCAUCUGGCCUUGAAAUUUUAAAACUUGGUGAUAACUCCAUCAACUCUCUGCAUGCAUCUGAUUUUGAAGGUCUGAGGAAACUAAGGGUGCUUGAUAUUCGGAAUAACUUGAUUGUGACUCUGCCUCUGAGUGCAUUUUCUUCCCUUUGUAAUUUACAAAGUCUGGUUCUGGAUGGCAACAACAUGGAAUCUAAUCUACAGUUUCUCAGCCUAAGCGGCAACUUUCUAACAAAAGUGCCUCUUGACCUGCCUAAGUCCUUGCUAUCACUCAAAUUAGAGAAAAACCGACUCAAAACAAUAAGACUUCGGGACAUGAAACACCUCGAAAACCUGUCUGAGUUCUUCCUUUCAGAAAAUCAGCUUUCAUCAAUAGAUGGUGCCCAGCUUCUUCCUAACUUAACAACAUUGGAGCUGUCUAAGAACCAGCUCCACACUAUGCCACUCAGGCUCCCAGGCAGACUGCAGAAACUGGACUGCAGCAAUAACCUGAUUCAAAGGGUGACAGCACAGGACUUCCAAGGAUUACAAGACCUGAAACACUUGUUUCUUGACAACAAUGCUGUUCACAUGUUUGAGGCAGGAGCUCUUCAGCAGUGCGCACAGCUUUCUAACCUGGCACUGGAACAGAAUCUCCUGAUCUCUAUUCCACUGAGACUUCCAGAUACCCUUGCUAGAUUGGAUCUAAAGGGAAAUGGAAUAGAAGAUGUUGGAGAACAAGAGCUGAAGGACUUGAAACAGCUUCAGGUUUUAAAUUUACGGAACAACAAGAUAUCCGCCUUGGAUCGCAAAGUCGUAGAGUAUUUACCUCGCCUCCGGCACCUAUAUUUAGAUGGUAACCCUUGGAAUUGCACUUGUGACCUUCUCAGAACCAGAAGAGCACUCAUGGCCAAAGGAACGGAUGUCAGAGGAGGGCAGUGUGCAGCACCAGCUGAAAGCCGAGGAGAAAGCUGGAUGUCUUCCAAAAAGAUUCUGCAGCAGUGUCAAGACAAUCUGUCUUCCAUGGAAAAAGGCAAAGAAGACAGAAAGAAAAUGAAACCCCAAGACACCUCCAGCAUCACAGUAAACACAGAUGAUGAUUACUAUGAUUAUGAACUAGAUUAA
Molecule: messenger RNA, 1425 nt
Organism: Struthio camelus australis
Lineage: Eukaryota; Metazoa; Chordata; Aves; Struthioniformes; Struthionidae
Source: RefSeq, a predicted model, not a curated record